Molecule: messenger RNA, 1189 nt
Organism: Silurus meridionalis
Lineage: Eukaryota; Metazoa; Chordata; Actinopteri; Siluriformes; Siluridae
Product: ras/Rap GTPase-activating protein SynGAP-like
Exons: 2
Coding region: 488-1042 (184 amino acids)
Source: RefSeq, a predicted model, not a curated record
UUAAAAUAAUUUAGUCUUGACCUCUCUACAGUUCCAUAGAUAUCACUCGCUUGCCUUUCCCAACCUCUGCCAUUUCCAGUGGUGUUCCUCCACUACGAACGGGAAUGGGUGGCUAUGUUGAUUGGGAUCAUCCACAUCGGGCCUCUUCUAAAGAUGUGUUCUAUGUCACCCGUCCCCCGCUGGCCCGGUCCAGUCCUGCGUACUGUACAAGCAGCUCAGAUAUCACCGACCCAGACGCAAAGGUAAGCUUGCAAGGUAAAUAUAGCUGAACUGAAUGGCUGGAGAAGCAAAGCAUACGAUAAUGGCCCAUGUUAAUGAGUAAUGCUUUACUGUGGUGAAAAGCUGUUUGGUUCAAAAUCUCAUUUGAAUGGCAGCUUGCUCGUCAGCACACCUUUCCCCCCUCUCCAUCUUUGCUGAGGGACUUUGGGUUCCUUUUGAUCCGGUGGGAAGAUGAAGCGCUACAGGCCUGCUUACUGCAUGGUUCAAAAUGCCACCCAAGCAUGGCGAAAGAGGGCAACACGAUGAUGACUCAAGAAUGAACAGCGUCUCUAACCUGCAGUCUGUGGGGGACAUGCUCAACUCUCCCCAGGCCUCACUUGCUGGGUUCGGUGGCCUUGGUGGUGCUGGAGGAGGCCUCGGAGGUCAGCUGCGUGCAGGCGGAGGGCGGAUGUCAGCCGGCUCGGGUGGUUCCAGCGUGUCCGGCGGCCUGCGACUAAGCCAGUUGAGCCAGAUGGGGACCACCACUGAUUCGCUGUCCCAGCAGCAGCAGCAGCUGGCUGCCACACUCCGCUACCCACUCUCUUUCCAGAACCCACUGUUCCACAUGGCCGCUGACGGACCUCAAAUCCAGCGCCAGCAUAGUCGUGCUCCGGUGCCUCCACCCCUCCGGCUGGCCCCGGAACCAGACUCCUCCCACCCUGCCUACUUGCCGGAGUUUGCCCGUGGCGCCUUCUCCCGUAGCGAAGACCUAUCAACGCUUAGACCCGGACCGCACCUCGGCCAGCCCAGCAUUGUCCACUCCCACAACUACAGUGAUGAAUAGACCAUCUUAGAGACCAUCACUACACGCUCCAACCAGAAGCCGUGGAUGACCGCUAAGGUGCGUGCGCUGCUAAAAACAAGAGACUCUGCCUUCAGAGCAUGGGACAAGCUGGCCCUAAAGACAGCAAGGGCCAAACUGUCCCGUGCC